Ochlerotatus camptorhynchus is the source of this 1248-nucleotide messenger RNA. RefSeq lists its product as uncharacterized. Lineage: Eukaryota; Metazoa; Arthropoda; Insecta; Diptera; Culicidae. The transcript has a single exon. The coding region runs from base 1 to 1248 and encodes 415 amino acids. The record is from RefSeq and is a predicted model, not a curated record.
AUGAUGAAGAACAUCGGAUCGUUCCAGCUACCGCGGAGUUAUUUCGGAAAUGCCAGAUCAGAUGAAGUUACGGACAUACAGCUGCAUGUAUUCGCUGAUGCAGGCGAGGCGGCGUACGGAAGCGUGGCGUAUUUUCGGACAACUGUACGAGGUAAAGUGCAGUGUGCGCUGGUCAUGAGUCGUGCCAAAGUGGCACCGUUAAAACAGAUCUCAAUACCGCGACUGGAGCUUCUAGCGGCCGUUUUAGGAGCACGUCUAUCACGAAUGGUGUUCGAGAGUCAUAGCUUUACAAUUGACCGGGUGGUGUAUUGGAUCGACGCAAACGUAGUGCUCUCAUGGAUUCGAUCUGACCAGCGAAGGUAUAAACAGUUCGUCGGGUUUCGGAUCGGCGAGAUACUCAGCCUAACGAAGUUGACGGACUGGCGUUGGGUGCCGUCAAGACUAAACGUGGCAGACCAACUAACGAAGUGGGGCAAGGAACCCGAAAUGCAUACUGACAGCACAUGGGCGCGAGGACCAGCGUUUUUGUACAAGAGUGAGCAGGAGUGGCCAGAAAAGGAAAUGCCACCAGCGAACACGAUGGAGGAGCUCCGGAUUCACCUCCUGUUACAUGACGUGAAGGUGCCUGCGGUUUUUGUGGACGUAAACCGUUUCUCGAAGUGGACAGUGUUGGUCCGAACGAUGGCGUGCGUGUUCCGUUUCGUGUCGAACUGUAAGCGAAGGAUUGAAAAGCUGCCGAUUGAGACGCUAAGAGCGACAAGCGGACAAAAUAAAGCACGGAAGUCGAGAACCAUUGCAUCGGUCAGAGUUCCGUUGCAGCAAAAGGAGUACGAGAAAGCGGAGCAGUGUCUGCUGAAAGUGGCGCAGUCGGAGAGCUUCAUCGACGAACUGAAAGUGUUAACGAGAAACAAGGAUCGUCCGGUGAGCCAGUGGAUGACUAUCGAAAAGUCUAGUCCGCUAUACAAGCUGACUCCGCUGAUCGACGAGAAUGGACUGAUCCGGAUGGAGGGUAGAGUGGAGCGAGCGGAAUUUCUGCCAUUCGAUCUGCGAUUUCCGGUGAUUCUGCCGGAUGACCAUCGGAUCACGAGGCUGAUAGUUCAGCACUACCAUGAGAAGAGUGCCCACGGGUACCGUCAAGCAGUGAAGAACGAAUUGCGGCAGAUGUAUGUACAUCCCGCACAUAGAUGCAGUAGUCAGGAAGGUAUCAGCGUCCUGCGUAUGGUGCAAGGUGAAUCGUUGUCGUCCUGA